AUGUUUCGCGUUCUUCGCCAUGCGCCGAGACUUGGUAGGCAGACAGGCCUCGUGUCUGUCCGCACACCCGUCAGAUACGCGUCAAGGGCGCGCAAACCUCCAGCAGCUCCUCCUCCCCCAUUGCCACCGACAGCCGUUGCGCCGUCGAGGAUACAGCUGCGCGAGUACCAGGAAGAAUGCAUUCAAGCAGUCCUCUCCUACUUGCAGGCAGGCCAUAGGCGUCUCGGUGUCUCCCUCGCAACAGGCUCCGGUAAAACGGUCAUCUUCACCCAUCUGAUUGACCGUAUACCUGCCGUUCGUGAUGCCACCCAGACCCUCAUCCUUGCCCACCGCCGUGAACUGGUAGAGCAGGCUGCCCGCCACUGCACCCUUGCCUACCCGGACAAACACGUGGACAUCGAAAUGGGCAACAGCAGCGCCUCGGGUGCAGCAGACAUCACCAUCGCCUCUAUCCAAAGCAUAAUGUCUGCGGACAGACUGCAGAAGUUUGAUCCAUCACGGUAUAAGCUCGUGCUCGUAGAUGAGGCACACCACAUCGUCAGCUCGACCUACCUUGCAGUGCUGGAGCACUUUGGCCUGCGACAUGCUUCCGACUGGAGUGGAAGCCAUGUUCCUGCCUUGGUCGGAGUGUCUGCCACAUUUUCUCGAUUCGACGGCAGGAAGUUGGGCUCGGUCAUCGAUCACAUUGUCUACCAUCGCGAUUAUGUCGACAUGAUUGAAGAGAAUUGGCUCUCUGAUGUCAUUUUCACCACGGUGGAGAUGAAAGCUGACCUGACCAAAGUCGGCUCUGGCGCCAACGGCGACUUCCAGACUGCGGCUCUGUCGAACGCAAUCAACACCACAGAGACCAACGAGCUCGUCGUCAAGGCGUGGUCAGCAAAGGCGAAAGGCCGCAAUUCGACACUCAUAUUCUGUGUUGAUUUGAGUCACGUCACGAACCUGACGACUAAGUUCCGGGAAUAUGGCAUCGAUGCACAAUUCGUGACUGGCGACACACCGCCAAAGAUCCGCAGCGCCAGAGUAGACUCGUUUCGAAACGGCGAGUUCCCCGUACUCCUCAAUUGUGGCGUGUUCACAGAGGGUACGGACAUUCCAAAUAUCGACUGCGUGCUCCUGGCACGCCCGACCAAGUCGCGCAAUUUGCUCGUGCAGAUGAUCGGACGAGGCAUGCGUCUGCACAAGGGCAAGAAUAACUGUCACAUCAUCGACAUGGUUGCUGCACUAAGCACCGGUGUUGUGUCCACGCCGACAUUGUUUGGGCUCGACCCUGGCGAGAUGGUCGAGCAGGCGGACUCAAAGAGUAUGGCUGAACUGAAGGAGAGAAAGGAGACCGAGAAGCGGCGCCAGCAAGAAGCCGCUGCUCUGAAACAACGGACCCUGUCGAAGAAGCUGCCUGGCGCCAUCACCUUCACUGACUACGAUUCUGUCCACGAUCUCAUCGCAGAUACGAGCGGUGAUCAGUACAUCCGCAACCUCAGCCAAUAUGCAUGGGUUGGCGCUGGAGAAGGCAGAUUCAUACUCACCACCAACAGUGGUAACUACAUCAUCAUCGAGCCCUCCGAUACAGCAGAAGGCUGCUUCCGCGCCAAGUACUACCGGAGGCUGCCUCGGACUGAAACCAUAAAGAGUCCCUAUGCUGCUCCUCGGGUCAUCGCAGAAGGCGAUUCUUUCGAACAUGUCGUGCACGCUGCCGAUACAUACGCAAAAGGCGUCUUCGAGCACAUGUGGAUUGCGAAAAACAUGCCAUGGCGCAGGAGCCCAGCUUCACAAGCCCAGGUUGAGUUUCUCAACAAGACACGGCCCAAGGAGGAUCAGCUGAAGCCUUCCGAUCUAACAAAGGGCAAGGCAGGCGACAUGAUCACAAGGCUCAAGCAUGGAGUCAAAGGUCGAUACGCCAGGGCUUCCUCGAAACAACGUAGUGAGGUGCGGACAAGAGAGCGCGCUCAGACCUUGCAAGAGAAACUCUCCGGUCAGGUUCGGGUAGGGCCUCUGUCACACGUCUGA
Messenger RNA from Macroventuria anomochaeta, 2004 nucleotides. Its product is annotated as P-loop containing nucleoside triphosphate hydrolase protein. The coding region runs from base 1 to 2004 and encodes 667 amino acids. The record is from RefSeq and is a predicted model, not a curated record. The transcript is spliced from 2 exons. Gene Ontology annotation, molecular function: ATP binding; DNA binding; hydrolase activity. NCBI's taxonomy places the organism in Eukaryota, Fungi, Ascomycota, Dothideomycetes, Pleosporales, Didymellaceae.